UUCGCUACUUUUCAUCUUAGCACCAUCGCGAUUUUCGCACUCAACCAAUUUCCAUUCCUUGCGCGCCAUGGCGACGACUGCUGACGAAACUCCCAAGCCCGAUCCGGAGCCCCCUCAGCAAGAGCAGUUGGCGGAUCUUAUCGCGAAAGCGACAGCCGAAUAUGCCGUCAAACACUACUCGGAGGCGGCGGAGCUCUACUCCCAGGCGACGGAGCUGCAAGCGGAGAUCAAUGGCGAGAUGGCGCUCGACAACGCCGACCUGCUAUAUUCCUACGGAAAAUGCCUGUUCUUCCUCGCGCAGCAAACAAGCAAUGUCUUAGGCGGCACGGCGGCAUCAGCACAACUGUCCUCGAGCAAAUCUAAAAAGUCUGGGAAGAAGAGAAAAGCGAACAGCGCGGCCAAAGCAGGGGGGUCUACCAAUGGAAGCGGCGUCGGCGAAAGCUCCAGUUCGAUGGCUGCGAUCCCGGAGGAGCCGGUGCCUAAUGUGGGUGAUGUCGUGCCCAAAGAAGACGUACAACCUCAGGAGACCGCUUCAGACAAGCCCUAUUUCCAGAUCUCUGGCGAUGCCGAAGGCUGGGAUGAUUCGGAUGAGGACGAGGAAGAUCAGGACGAAGAGGCUGAUGAAGAAGAGGACGACGACUUCGCCACAUCCUACGAGCUUUUGGAUUUGGCGCGCAUCCUAUAUCUCAAGAAGCUGGAACAGAGUCAAGAACAUGCACUGGAGGACUCGGAGAAGGGCAAAUAUGUGGCAUCUAUCGACCUCACACCAGAGGUCAAGACGCUGAAGACGCGUGUGGCGGACAUCUACGACCUGCAAUCAGAAGUCUCUCUGGAAGGAGAGAAGUACUCGAAUGCCGUCACCGAUCUCAGGGCAUGUCUUGCGCUGAGGGAGGAGCUUGAACCUCCAGAGUCGAGCAUUCUAGCCGAGUGUCACUACAAGCUCAGUCUGGCACUCGAGUUCAGUUCCCAGACACAACAGCACGAUGAACAAGGGAACCCAACCGGCGAAGUGCAGGUCGAUUGGGAUAUCCGGAAUGAAGCUAUCGCCCAGCAAGAGAAAGCUAUCGACAGCUGCAAAUUGCGCAUCUCCAAAGAAACAGCUGCGCUGGAUAAGCUCGAAGCAGGUCCCCAGAAAGACAAGGCCAUGGCUCAGAUUGAGGAUGUUCAAGACAUGGUUGCGGAAAUGGAAGUACGACUGGCAGAACUCCGCAAGCCACCCGUCAGCGUCAAAGCGGAGUCGGAAAGUCAGAUGAGAGAACAGAUUUCUGGUGUCUUGGGCAGUCUGCUGGGCAGUGGCGCAUCCGAACAAGAGAAGAAAGAGAAAUUGGCGCAAGUAGCGGAGACAGCAACCGAUGUAUCGGGGCUGGUCAAGCGAAAGAAGCCGAAGACGACACACGCCAAUGGAGGGGACAGUGGGUUUGGGUCUUCUGCUUCGACUCCGGCUGCAAUGCCGCCGGCUGCAGAAGGGUCAAACUUGGGCAAACGGAAGGUGGAAUUUGUGGACGAAGCAGAGGGUUCUGACAGUGGGAAAAAAGCGAAGGUAGAGGAUGCCGAGGACUCUGGACAUUGAUGGACCUGCAAGAAGAUUGCGCUUCCAACGCGGGAAUGAUGCUGCUGGUACCGUUGGCGGCAGCAGGACGAGGACGGCCACAACUCGGUUCUUCCUCGAACGACCCUCAACAUCUAUCUCCAUGACCUGAUUUUAAUUUUGCCAAUCACUUCUGUACAAUAGCCAUAGCCUCGACCUCAUACAACCAAUUCGGGGCAGCCAGUGCCGCGACGCCCACCAGCGUACUUGGCGGACGAUGACCGGCCAUGAACUUGGUAUAAGCCUCGGACCGCGACGUGUCGGUGGGAUCCAGGUUGACCACGAACUGGGUCAUCUUGACGAUAUUGGCGGGCGUCGCCCCGACCGCGGCCAGACACCUGCCCAGGUUGGCCAGCGCGAUCUCGACCUGCGCGAUGAAGGACUCGGGCGUGGUCCCGGUCGCCGGGUCAACCCCGAUCUGGCCGGCUAUUGUUACCAGCGUGCUCGUGGCAGAGAUGGGUGUGCAUUGGACGUGGGAAUAUGUCGGGCGCGGAGGGGGCACGUCGGGCGGGUUAAUCAGUUGGAUUGACAUGCUGAGUGGAUUGGGUGAUUGCCGAUGGCUUGAGACUGGGGCAGAGAAGCUGAGAAGAGUGGUCUUUUUGGUAGGAGAAGCUGAGAAAAGAAGUGGUGAUGGUAUAUAACAAAGUGAGUGGGUGGAUGAUGCGUGCUCGCUAUCGCCUGUUACCCCACUCGCCUACGGCUUCACGGGAUUCUCCGUGUCCUCGAUGAGAAUGAGCAUUGUGUUUGUGAAGCGGACGCAGGUACAGACAACCGAUGGUGAACGAGCCAAGUCGGAAUAACUCAUUAUCCGAGGUGAGCACCCUUCAUGCCUUUGUGCCCAGCGCGG
Cladophialophora immunda is the source of this 2435-nucleotide messenger RNA. RefSeq lists its product as uncharacterized. NCBI's taxonomy places the organism in Eukaryota, Fungi, Ascomycota, Eurotiomycetes, Chaetothyriales, Herpotrichiellaceae. The transcript has a single exon. Bases 68 to 1570 code for a protein of 500 amino acids. The record is from RefSeq and is a predicted model, not a curated record. Gene Ontology annotation, biological process: CENP-A containing chromatin assembly; DNA replication-dependent chromatin assembly. Gene Ontology annotation, cellular component: nucleoplasm. Gene Ontology annotation, molecular function: histone binding.